AUGUCCGAAACCGUCCAAAAGAAGAUGUCUUCAGGAUAUCCUAUGAAGACAUGGGGACAAGUCGUCCAGUUAGGGACAUCCCUGGGAUAUCCCUGUGCUGUGUGGGAUAAUACGCAUAUCAGACUUAACGGAAUAAAAGGGUCGCGCGGGAGAGCCACGGAGAGCAUCAAGUUAAGACUCGCAAACGAUCCCGUCUUGGAACAAAGGGUCGCCAAAUUGGAGGAGACGGUGUCGGCCUUACUGGCUAAAAAUCAAGAGCUUUCAGAAAGCAUCAUACAACUCAAGUUGGAUGAUAGGCAAGAAUAUGAGGAGCUUAGGCAGGAAUAUGUGGAGCUCAAGAACCUUGCUGCCAUUCAUACGACUGGCGUUUACUUUGAUGUGUAUAGACAUCAGCCCUACACCGAUGAGGGCACAAUAAUAACGUACAAUUGGGCAGAGAUAAGCUACGGCGGCGGAAUUGACAGGAACACUGGAAUCUUCACGGCACCCGUGAAAGGGAUUUACGCAUUCCAUUUCCAUUGUUUGCUUUAUGCCGACCAAACUUGGAUUCAACUGAGGAAAAACGGAGUUAUCAAAGGGGCUGCGGGGGGUGAAGCUGCUGGCUCUCCACUUCGUCAUAUGUCUGGACAAACCGUCCUGGUUGAUCUCUCGGUGGGAGACACGUUCGAUGUGUAUUUAGAGAGGGGAAGUGCAAAAGCAGGAACUGGAAUAGAUAUUCAUUUUGUCGGGUACUUGUUGCAACCCAUGUAAAAUGGACUGUGCCCUUUGCAAAACCCGGU
This is a messenger RNA of Darwinula stevensoni, 779 nucleotides long. The record is from the annotation of a GenBank genome assembly. Lineage: Eukaryota; Metazoa; Arthropoda; Ostracoda; Podocopida; Darwinulidae.